Molecule: messenger RNA, 4476 nt
Organism: Stylophora pistillata
Lineage: Eukaryota; Metazoa; Cnidaria; Anthozoa; Scleractinia; Pocilloporidae
Biological process (GO): G protein-coupled receptor signaling pathway
Cellular component (GO): membrane
Molecular function (GO): G protein-coupled receptor activity
Source: RefSeq, a predicted model, not a curated record
GGGGUAGGAAAAUGGAUUCUCAGAAUGCUCUUCAAGUGGAUGAAUCACAAAGACAACAGGUAACAGUAUCCAGGAAUUAUUUAUGACAACAUGCCUUUUACGUCCGUGUAUGUUCCACAAGUGUUCGAUGCUGUUUAUGCUUAUUACUUGGCUUUUGACAGAUUGGCGAGACAAGGCAAAAUAUCCUCGAGUGACUCUGCGUCAACGUUACGAAAGGUGGUCUUUGAUGAGCUGAAGAAAUUCAACAAUAAAAACGCUAGAUUUGUCGGUGCCCAAGGUCCCACAUAUUUUGAAUCUCCAGGUUACGACGUUGGAAAUCUUCAGGGAAAGCUUUGGAAGAAGGUGGGAAAAUGGAACAAAACUAUUGGAGUCGAAAGAAUGGAUGUCAUCAUUUGGCCAGGCAAUACAAAAAUUCCACCAACUGACAAAGGAUUACCCGGUAAGACAACUUUCAGAAUCGGUUUCAUCGCUCCGAUCCACCCAGACUUGGCAGGACUUUCCGAACUCGGUAAAGAAUUUGAAUCGGCUUUUCGCGUUGCCGUGGAGAUGAUGAACAAGGAUCCAACGUUGGCAGUGGAUUUCGAUAUCAAAAUUCAAGAUGGCGGUGUAGAUGCUAACUCCUCUUGCAGAGCGGCGGCUGAACAGCUUGCUAAAGACGACGUCGUUGCUGUUAUUGGUGCCUAUCGUUCCUCUUGCUCUCAAGCCGCUGCUAAUGUUUUAGGAACUUCAAGUAACAGAAUACCUCAAAUUUCCUACGGCUCCACUUCUUCCGUCUUCUCAGACAAGGCAAAUUAUAAGUAUUUCUUCAGGACAUGUCCAUCUGACGUGCAUCAAGCUGCCGUUCUCUCAGCUUUAUUCCGGAAGUACAUGUUCCCGGAAGUCGGCACUGUUGCUACAAACGAUAUUUACGGAAAAGAUCUUGCGGAUAUGUUUGAGAAAGAAGUCGCAAGCAUGGCUGAUGUCCCGGUCAGUGUGGUCAGCAGUCAACGAUUCGAUGUAAAUGCACGUGCGGCCACCGUCCGACCAAAAAUACAGAAGCUGAAGUCGUCCGGUUCAAAAGUCCACCUCAUCAGUAUGGUACGUCAAGAUGCCGAGACGGUCUUCCAACAGAUCAAAGAGCUAGGCAUGACGGGAAAAGGCUGGGUAUGGAUUGGUACUGAUGGCGCAACCUCUUCCACGUUUCACCAUCAGAAAGACCUGGAACGAACCAUGGAAGGUAUGAUAGGAACACAGCCAAAAAACGGAGAGGGAAGUAUUUAUUUGAACUUUCUGGCAGCUUGGCUUAAGAAGGACUCUACAAUCUACCCUGGGAUUGUCCGUAGCAAGCCGACUCCCAUGUCAGCGGCGUUCACUGCGCAGCUGUUUGACGCAGUACAUGGUGUAGCGCUGGCUCUGUCAGACCUCGUCAAUAAGAAAGUCAUCAGUAGCACAUCAGACGUGCAGACUGUGAGAGACGUACUAUACCAGAAGUUAAGGACAUUUGAUGACUUCAGUUCAGGAUAUCCGAGUGCGACUGGUACGAACAACGUGAUGUUCUUCGAUCGGAAUCAAGAUCCUCCUCCUUUGUACGAUGUCGUUAAUCUUGUGGGUAACAAUUGGAUCACGGUCGGUCAGUUCGACUCCAAAACAAAGAAAAUUAAUUUAAGAAGAGACAUUGUGUUCCCUGGUGGCAUGACAAGGAUUCCGGGCAAAGAUCGACCAACUUACAAGAUCGCCGCUUUCUUCCCCACUCAUGAAGAUCUUGGGCCGCUAAGGGACCUGGGGCUAGAGUGGCAGGCAGCCUUUAGAGUCGCUGUGGAGCUUGUAAAUACGGGCCCUUUCAAAGUGGCCUUCAGUUAUGUUCUUGUUGAUGGAGGAGAAAAUGCGGAAACUUGUCGACGUGCAGCACAGAAUCUUCCGGACGACGCGGAUCUUAUCAUCGGAGAAGCCAGGUCGGCCUGUUCCAUCGCAAUCGCUGAAGCCACGAAACAAAAGAACAUCCCUCAAAUGUCGUACGCUUCCACGUCUGCGCAAUUAUCCGACAAGAAAACUUAUCCACACGUCUUUCGCACAUGCGCGUCUGAUGUGUUUCAAGGGAAAGCUUUGGCCAAGCUUGUUCAAAGAUACAAGUGGACGCAGUUGUCGACCGUAACAACACUUGAUCUGUACAGUGAAGAGCUCGCUCGUAAGUUUGCAGUGGAAGUUCGGAAGAAAGGGGUCGACAUUAUUACUGAGCAGCGGUUUGAAGCACAAACAAAGUCGAGUAUUAAGGAAUAUCUUAAAGGGAUAAAGAAAGCUGGGACAGCAGUAAACCUGGUGAGCGCCACGACUGAUGACGCAGAAAAAGUUUUUCAAGAAGCGAUAGAGCAGGGCAUGACUGGUAAAGGAUGGACGUGGAUUGGAACCGACGGUGCUACCACGUCACCGUUCGUAGAGUCUCCCAACUUACAACUAGCCAUGCAAGGCAUGGUAGGCACCAGGCCUAAACACGGUGAAGGAGCACUAUACCAAAAACUGCUAAAGACCUGGAAAGAAAAAGACGCAUCCUUGUACCCAGGUCCUAUCCAUUCUCCUAGGGUGCUACAGGCUUCUGCAUAUGUCGCUCAGGUCUACGAUUCUGUUCUUGCUUAUGCGCAUGCUUUAACAAGACUUCACGAAGCGGGAACUAUAAAUAAGUACUCCUCCCGGGUGGAUGUGCAAAAGGAGCUCAUCACAGAACUACGCAAAAUGAAGGACGCAAGUACAGGAUUUGACAGCUCAACCGGCAGAAAACAGUUCUUCGAUUCCAAUCAAGAUGCGCCAGCCAUUUAUGAUGUCGUGAAUCUAAAUGGGGAUUCGUGGGUUAAAGUUGGUUCUUACGACCCCUCCCCAGAUCAUGGACUCAGUAUAAAGAAAAAGAUCGUGUGGCCAGGAGGGAGCCUCAAUACCCCAAGUGAUCACCACCCCCCAAGUGUAGAGGAGUCUGCGGUGACUGAACCGCCUAAAGCAACAGGUGUCAGUGAUGAUGGUAUCAUAGCUCUUGGCGUUGUGUUCGUUACUUUUGCCGUCGCCAUGGGAACUUUUGUAGCUUACUUGAUAUACAGAGAGAAAAAGGGAAAACCUUCCUUUGGACCUCAGGUCUUUAGACAAGCUUAUCAAUCCCCGAUAAGCGAAAUAGCCUCAGUUAUGGAUAACGGUAAUAUACAAGUUAUACGAGCAGUCAAAGAGCCUUUAACAUAAGGCCUACAGAAUCCCUCAGAGCCUUAGUGACAAGAGACAAGGGCAGAUUUUUCUUCCAAAAGUAGAAUAUUUAUUGAAACUUUGUUUCACAAAUACCGUGACUUGCUUUAGUUUAGCGGAAUGCGUUCAAAUUCCAAAGCCACAUUGCACAAAGGAUAAUAGAAUGUAUAGGAAUUUUUAAGUAAAACAAAUAAGACAUUGUUGCUUGUAAAUAUUUAAAUGUUGAAACUUAUUUGCUCUUUGUACUCAAAUUUUUUUUCAAUUGCUCGAUAUCGCGACAAAGUGAGUGAAAGGACUCGCUAGCCUAAGAUCCUAUCGAAAUAUCUUUUCAACCUAGAUUAAAUUAAAGAGAUCGUUAAAAGUAAAGUGGUCUCAGAAGACUUUGACAAUCCAGGUGACAAUGUAACUGCAACCCUCGAACUCAAGGAAGACACUUCAGUGUCAAAUGCUUAGAAAUAGUGUACAAUGAAUGUUAAAUCUAAUUGGUCAAGAAAAACUAUGACAGAGUAGCUAGCCAAUGAGGUUUGAGGAAAUCCCACGUAACCUGUUCAAAGCGAAAGAAAGGACGGUUAGGAGAUAUUUUGACCUCUUAGACCCAGUGCGCCGCUAGACCUUUUCUCUCUCAGCCUUGACAAAAAUAUUGACUUACGAAAAUUGUCACUAGUUUUGUUUUAGUCAUCGAAUGACGCUUUACUGGCUGCUUGACAUUAGUUUAGAUUAUCAUACGCGUGCGUUGAGUUAAAUCAUACAAAACCUUUGAGAUUUUCAAGUCGUAGUUUUUCCUUGUUUAGGUAAUUGCUUCCAUGAAGCAAAAAUCUGUUCUCAAUAAAUUUCAGUUUUUGUGCGAUAAUUUUUGUUUGACUGUCGUUAAUCCUUUUCAUUCGCUUGUGCGAUACUGAUGAUUAGUUGUGCUUCUACGUUGUUCGCACUUAGACAGAUUAUUUGUACUCGCUUGAGAUGGAUCAAUCUGUCCUUGGUAUAUUCCACGUUACUAGAUCUCGCCUCUUGGUUAACGUGACGCAUAUGUGUGCUGGUCACACAAGAUGUCACGCGGCGAAGCAGGUUGUACGGGAUUAUAUUCUUUAUGCGUUAUGUGUUUCGUUCAGCUUAAAAUAACUUUUGUAGCAUAUCACAGUGAUAAAAAAAUGAUAAGUGUACCAUCUUUCCAGGCCGCUGCACACGACUGAGGUCAAUCGGUUAUCGCACGGACUUUCCUAUGUAUAUGUUAAAAGCGUUUGUAACGAAGCGUUUUCGAUAAAAAUAAAGAGUUGUAAAAGU